GACAAACGCGAUGGGAGGAAACAAGCUAAGAAAUCCACCAAACCAGACAUGAUUUCGCCAUAACAACGCGACACGACCAGCCAACCCAGCACCGCCCGACCCAAAAUGCUCGAAAACCUCUGCUCUCUGCCGCUGAGCGCCGAGCUCUUCACCCAGGUGCUCCAUCCCGAAAAACCAUUGGUGACGGUCGGCCUUGCGAGCGGCCAUGUGCACUGCUUCAAGAUCCCCGACGCGCAGGAGGACGGCAAGGGCCUCAUUGAGCAGGUGUGGUCCACGCGGAGGCACAAGGGCAGCUGCCGCAGCCUGGCCUACAGCCAUGAUGGCGAGGUUGUCUACUCGGCUGGUACCGACUGCAUCGUCAAGCAAUUUUCCGCUGAGACAGGCCAGGUAGCCUCCAAGAUCAACAUUCCCCUCCGCGGCAGCCACCAGGAUGCCCCCGCCAUCAUGCAUGUCCUAGCCCCCAAGACAUUGCUGCUCGGAACCGACUCGGGCGCCCUCCACAUCUUCGAUCUGCGUGACAACCGGAGCAUCAACCCGGAGCCCGCCCGCAAGCACAUGCCCCACGACGACUACGUCACGAGCCUCACCCCUCUCCCGGCCUCGGCUGAGAGCACGUCGGGUUUCCCCAAGCAGUGGGUGAGCACCGGCGGCAGCACCCUUGCCGUCACAGAUCUUCGAAGCGGCAUCAUGGCCCGGAGCGAGGACCAGGAGGACGAGUUGCUGUGCUCCGCCAUGAUCCCCGCUGGCCUGGGGCCCAAGAAGAUGCGCCGAAACGCGGUUGUUGCCGUCGGCACCGGCUCUGGCGUCCUCACCCUGUGGGACCGCGGCGCCUGGGAUGAUCAGCAGGAACGUAUCUACGUUGCCGGUGGUCGCGGCAAGGAUGAGUCUGAUAGUCUCGACUGCAUCGUGCGUGGUCCCGAGUCUCUUGGCUGGGGCACCAAGGUGGCCGUCGGGUCGGGCGACGGGAACCUCAGCAUAGUUGACCUUCGGAGGAGGGAGGUUGAGACGGUGCUCCGUCAUGACGAUCUCGAGGGAGUGACGGCCAUUGACUUUGACUGCAUGGGCAGGAUGAUCAGUGGCGGCGGGAGGACGGUCAAGGUCUGGGCCGAGGCCGCGUCCCAGUCCCAGGACGACGCGGAGGAUGCGCCGUCCAAGAAACGGGCCCGUGAAGACGAGGAGGAUGAUGAAGACGACGAGGACGGUAGCGAUAGUGACAGCGACGGCUCGUCCGAAGAGGAGCAACCCGUGCCGGUCCAGUCGAAUACGAGUAAGCGGAGGAAAGGCAAGGGAAAACUGCCCGGCACACUCACUUUCCCCGGACUGGACUAGGUACCUGCAGAUGUUCUUUUAUCUGCCCUCUCCGCUACGGGGGCCGUUGAAGGUGAGUCAGUUGCCAUGUCUCCAACAUUGCGUUUCAGCCUGCACAUACAUGUCCGCCGUUCCGGUCAAGAAUGAAAAGAGACAACGUAAGGGAGAAAUGGUAGUGAAAGGAAAGAAUAAAAUAAUGGGAGAAAAAAAGAAUGAUUAUCCCUUCAUGAAGUAGUCUGUUCCCCGGUCGGCCAAUCCAGC
Molecule: messenger RNA, 1569 nt
Organism: Gaeumannomyces tritici R3-111a-1
Lineage: Eukaryota; Fungi; Ascomycota; Sordariomycetes; Magnaporthales; Magnaporthaceae
Product: WD repeat-containing protein JIP5
Exons: 2
Coding region: 106-1329 (407 amino acids)
Molecular function (GO): protein binding
Source: RefSeq, a predicted model, not a curated record